AUGGUAGCCCCAUCUGAAGCUAUCCAUGCCUCGGGGCCUAAGGACGAUUACCAAUUGAAUGAGGUUGCUAGGUCUGCUGAGAUUCAGGAGCCAGUCCCUCUUGGAGACGAGAAGGUUUCAGGAGAUCAUGUUGAAAGUAUCAAUGCACCUGUUUGGGACAACGAGGAUGAAGAGCCCGAGUUACAUAUGCGAACCUGGGUUGCCCUUGCAGCCAUGGUCGUCCUGCAGUUUGUGAUGCUGUUGGCGCUUCAGGGCCCCCCAGCAGUGCUCUCAUAUAUUGGAACGAGUCUUGAUAACACCACGGAACAAUCAUGGAUCAGUACUGCGUUGACCCUGGUCCAGGCGGUCCUGGCACCUAUCAUCGCUUCGAUCUCGGACACAUUCCAAGCUCGUAAAGCAAUUCUCAUUGGGGCUUGUACUCUGUCCUUCGUCGGGUGUGCCGUUGCCCCGGGUUCGAAUGACCUCUAUCGUUUGAUUGGGGCACAGAUCAUGAUCGGGUUCGGCUUUGCGGCUGCUCCUCUAGGAUUUGCGAUCCCUAGUGAGAUUGUUCCACGCCGAUGGAGACCACUCAGCCAAGGAGCGGUUAACAUGGCUGGAUCUCUGGGUGCUGUCGUCGGUCCUAUUACAAUCGGCGCCCUUACACGCAGAAACCCGAUUGAUGGCUGGCGUACGUUUUACUGGAUUCAAAUGGGGCUUUGGGGCUUCGCCAUUAUCGGUAUUUUUCUGGGAUACCGCCCCCCAAAACGACACACACGCUUUGAUCACCUUACCUUCGCUCAAAAGCUCGGCCGUACCGACUUUAUUGGCAGCGGCUUUCUUGCCUCUGGGCUGACGCUGCUCAUAACUGGUCUGACGAUUGGUGGCAACCAGUUCCCCUGGGCUAAUGCACGUGUCGUGGUCCUCCUGGUUCUCGGAGCGGUUCUGUUGGUGGGCUUUGGCCUAUGGGAGUGGAAGGGUACUGAUUCAGGCAUCUUCCACCAUGACUUCUUCCGUGGCGACCGAGAUAUGGCACGGUCAUUUGCUCUGUGCCUGUUCUUGAUGUUCCUGGAGGGAGUCGUUUUCUUCGCAUACUUGGUCUUUUACCCUGUUCUUACGGCAGCCUUAUACGAGACCGACCCUCUUCUUGUAGUGCUCCGUACACAACCUAACUAUAUGGGUGGUGUUCUCAGUGCCCUAGUCUGGGGUUACCUCAGUACCAGAUUCCGAACGAUUCGCGAACUACUGAGCAUUGGCUUUCUAAUGGUGACCGGCGCUAUGAUCGGCCUCGCAACUCUGCAGCCAGAUACCGGCAACGUUGCAAUUGGGAUGGCUUGUCUAUCCGGUAUUGGAUCUGCUUCUCCUUUAAUUCUUAUCAUUACGGCGGUCCAACUGUCCACUCCUCCCCAUCUGAUUGCCACAGCGACUGGUGUGACAACGUCUGUCAGGUCCAUUGGAGCAACAAUGUUUACCGCCGUCUAUUCUGCCGCGCUACAAACUAGGACUGCAGAAAAAAUUCCCGCUUACGUCGCCAAAGCAGCUGCAGAGGCUGGACUGACUCCGGCUUCGAUUCCUGCUUUUAUUAAAGCGAUAGCUUCAGGAAACCCAGCAGCAUUGGCAGAGGUUCCGGGAGUCUCUCCGACAAUUAUUGGUCUAGGUGUGGCAGCCUUCAAACAGGCCUUCGCCGACUCGAUCAGGGUCGUCUACAUCAUCGCCGCUCCCUUUAGCAUGUUGGCAGCUAUUUGUAGCUUGGGUUUGGCCAGUUACCGCAGAACAAUGAACUACAAGGUGGACGCUCCAGUGGAAGACCUUCACGCACAUCAUCGAGAUGUUGAACACAAGUAG
Exophiala mesophila is the source of this 1821-nucleotide messenger RNA. RefSeq lists its product as uncharacterized. Lineage: Eukaryota; Fungi; Ascomycota; Eurotiomycetes; Chaetothyriales; Herpotrichiellaceae. Gene Ontology annotation, molecular function: transmembrane transporter activity. The transcript has 5 exons. Gene Ontology annotation, biological process: transmembrane transport. The coding region runs from base 1 to 1821 and encodes 606 amino acids. The record is from RefSeq and is a predicted model, not a curated record.